AUGCAUUCAUCAUUUGCUCUCUUAUUCUUAACUAUCCUUGUUACUAACCUCUCAUGGUCAGUAUUGGCCGGUGAUUUUCCAGUAACAGGAGUAGUUUUACUUCAAUCAGCACCUCGAUCAGAUGCAUUUGGUACUAUUAGCAUUAACCAACAAUUUGAAGGUGGACCAUUAACUGUUGAAGGUAUUUUUUUCAAUCUUAAACCAAAUAGCCGUUUCGGUUUACAUGUUCAUGAACAAGGUGAUAUUACUAAUGCAUGUACAAGUGCUGGUGCCCAUUUUAAUCCAUAUAUGAAAUCACAUGGUAGCGAACGAAGUGUUGAACGUCAUUGGGGCGAUUUCGGAAAUAUUGUCAGUGAUAGUUUAGGUACUUCACGAGUAUUUCUUACCAUUGUUGAAGGUUCAUUGAUUGGUACUGAUGGAUACCUUGGCCGAGCUCUUGUUCUUCAUGAACGUGAAGAUGAUCUUGGUUUAACUGAACAUGAAAAGAGUAAAACAACAGGAAAUUCAGGAGAACGUAUUGCUUGUGGUGUUAUUGGUAUUCGUCGACCAAUUGAUCGUUUACCAGUUUCACAACAAGUACCAUUGAGUUCAAAUAACCAACGUCAAUCAAAUUUUGGUUCACAACAAUUCCGUCAACCAUCACAAGGAUUAAGAACAGUUCAAUAA
This is a messenger RNA of Adineta steineri, 666 nucleotides long. The record is from the annotation of a GenBank genome assembly. NCBI's taxonomy places the organism in Eukaryota, Metazoa, Rotifera, Eurotatoria, Adinetida, Adinetidae.